This is a messenger RNA of Symphalangus syndactylus (siamang), 3632 nucleotides long. It is a transcript of the gene COX11, whose product is annotated as cytochrome c oxidase copper chaperone COX11. NCBI's taxonomy places the organism in Eukaryota, Metazoa, Chordata, Mammalia, Primates, Hylobatidae. Gene Ontology annotation, molecular function: zinc ion binding; nucleic acid binding; copper ion binding. The record is from RefSeq and is a predicted model, not a curated record. Gene Ontology annotation, cellular component: mitochondrial inner membrane.
AUGGGAGGGCUCUGGCGUCCGGGAUGGAGUCGCGUCGCUUUCUGUGGCUGGCGCUGGAUCCACCCUGGGUCUCCAGCCAGGGCUGCAGAGAGGGUAGAGCCGUUUCUUAGGCCAGAGUGGAGUGGGACAGGAGGUGCCGAGAGAGGACUGAGGUGGCUUGGGACAUGGAAGCGCUGCAGACUUCGAGCCCGGCAUCCAGUAUUGCAGCCACCACGGCGGCCUAAGAGCUCGAACCCUUUCACGCGCGCGCAGGAGGAGGAGCGGCGGCGGCGGAACAAGACGACCCUCACUUACGUGGCCGCUGUCGCCGUGGGCAUGCUGGGGGCGUCCUACGCUGCCGUACCCCUUUAUCGGCUCUAUUGCCAGACUACUGGACUUGGAGGAUCAGCAGUUGCAGGUCAUGCCUCAGACAAGAUUGAAAACAUGGUGCCUGUUAAAGAUCGAAUCAUUAAAAUUAGCUUUAAUGCAGAUGUGCAUGCAAGUCUCCAGUGGAACUUUAGACCUCAGCAAACAGAAAUAUAUGUGGUGCCAGGAGAGACUGCACUGGCGUUUUACAGAGCUAAGAAUCCUACUGACAAACCAGUAAUUGGAAUUUCUACAUAUAAUAUUGUUCCAUUUGAAGCUGGACAGUAUUUCAAUAAAAUACAGAUAACUCUCUUGUCUUUACUGGGAGGCUGCAGAGUCACAGUCUAAUAGAAGAAAGCAGUCACAGAAGGACUGCUGUUAGUUUGAUGAAGAGACCAAGUUUCAAAGGGGGCAGUUUUGGUGGGAUCAUGAUCCCUGGAACCAGAAUACAGUGAUACAAAGGUUACGUGAACAGUGUGUGUGCUUUCUCUGAGGAAACACCUCACUCGAUUGAUUUACCUACCUCCCCACCACCUGAGCUGGAUCCAGAACUACUUCACUGUCUCCACGAGAUCUCCUGGGAGGCUGCCAGGACUGAACAUGAUCCAGGGAAAGGAAAUCCCUGUUAUCCUCUCAGCUUCCCAGGACCUCCGGAUGGCUUUGCAUGGUGGCAAGCAAAGAGGACCAGAAGUAUUCAAGCUGAGUUGUGGGAUUUGUGUCAUCAUUCAUCUCCAGAGUUUGGAAGCCCCUCAAACUGUGUGCAGAGACCGUAGAAUGUUGGGAACCAGUUCUUGGAAGGAGAGCUUGGCAGGGCGCCUCCUCUGGCAAUGGAAACUGCAUAUCCACCCAUGACCAAACAGCACAUGAUCAAUUACUAUAAUACAGCUUGGCCCCAGUAUUCCCUAGGAGAUCAGAAGAGAUGGUCUGAACAUGGGUCACUUACUGCAAUUCUCCAGUUGGACUUAUUUUGCAAGAAACAUGGUAAAUGGGAAGAAAUACCCUAUAUGCAAUGUUUUAUGGCCCUCUAUCAAAACCCUGCCCUGCAGAUGAAACGCAGAAUAUGUAAAUUGGCCAAAGGGAACUAUAUUGCCAAUUCUAGAAGCCUCUGGAGAGGAAGCAACAGUCAUGUGGGGGCCUAUAGGGAAGGGAACAAGUAAGAAGAGUCCCUGUACUUCCCCCUCCAAGAGAAUUGAGGCCCUCUAACUCUACUUGGAACUUGGCCAAUACAGGGGCAUAGUCCACCUUCUUGGAAAUGGUGCCCUCUGCACCUCCAGGGAAAAGCAAGGGCCCGUUCUGUAUUUACCGGGCCCUGCAAACUCUGCAGAGCCAGCUAUGGCUCCUGCUGUGGCAAUAGCAGGCCCCUGUUGUACUCUUCUUUGCCAGGGAGCACCACUCAUAGUGGGAAUGCAUAUAACCCUGGAGGGUGACUUGCCACUCAGAGCAUGCCUGUUGGAGAAAGAGGUUUUGCUCGGGUCUAUGUGUUUUUUAAAACUGUUGACUUGUAUAACUGGAAAUCUCAUAGUAAGGGCUUAUGGGUGAGCCCACAAGAAUUCGUAACUCUCAUAUGGAGAAUAUUCUCCACACAUAACCCUACCUGGCCAGGUGUACAGACUGUAACAGCAACCCUGCUCACAGCAGAAGAUAAAUCUGCCACCAUGGCCAAAACUAAGGAGGAGGCAGACAGUAUGUGUGCUGAUAACCUGGUGACCUGGCCCGUUGAGGUGUCAGUCCCAAUAGCCAACCGAAACUGGGACCCCAAUGAUGACAAGAAUCAAGAGCGACUUCAUUAUAGGAAUAUGCUUCUCAGAGGUAUGAGGGAAGCAAGCCAGCCCCUGGUCAAUUGGGGAAAUCUCAGAGAAAUAGAACAAGGCCCUAAUGAAAAUCCAUCAGCAUUCCUAAAUUGAUAAUAAGAAUGCCUCCAGAAUUACACCCCUUGGGACCCAGAUGACCCAAAAGCCGAGUAGUACUUUAAUCCUACUUCAUCUGUCAGCCCCAGAUAUUCAGAGAAAACUCUAAAAAGUGGCAAUAAAUCCACAUACUCCCCCUUUCCAACUGGUAGACAUCUCCUUUAAGGUCUACAGUAAAGAGAUGUGGCAUCUGAUGAAAAGGAAGACAAGAAGAUGCAGCAGCCCUACAGACUACUUCAGGAAGCCCAGGAAGAAGAUGGCAUGGGUGAGUGACCAGGGCUCCCACCAUGGAACUCAGGGCCUGCCUACACUGGGGCCCAAACAAUGUGCUUACUGGAAGCAGAAAGGAUACUGGGAAAGGGAAUGUCCAAAUCAUCCCCAGAGAGGGAAGAAAGAUGACAAGCCCGAGGUACCAGUUCCCUGUAACUGGACAAGAAACUGAUGGAUGGGGACGUGGGGCUCCCUGCCUGGCUCCUCAAAACAAGAUCCACAUCUCCCCCAGGGAGCCCCAGGUUACACAGAAGAAGGGGGGCAGCCAGUUGGAUUUUUUUUUCGUUUGAGACAGGGUCUGUGUUACCCAGGCUGGAGUGCAGCACCGUGAUCAUGGCGCACCACAGCCUCCAACUCCCAGGCUCAAGCAGUCCUCCCACCUUAGCCUUCUCAAGUAGCUGGGACUAAGGCACACCUGGCUAAUUUUUUUGUUUGUGGAGACAAGGUCUCGUUAUGCUGUCAGAGCUGGUCUUGAACUCCUGGGCUCAAGUGAUCCUCCAACCUUGGCCUCCCAAAGUGUUGGCAUUACAGGCAUGAGCCACUGCACCCGGCCACCAGCUGAGUUUUUGAUCAACACUGUAGCCAUGUUUUCUGUGUUGAUCACUAAAAGUGGACCCUAUCCAGGAGGAAAUGUAUAUAAGGGGUGUGUCUCAUAAAGGAAAUAAAAGAUUCUUGGAGCCUCUGGUCCAUGAAAUAGUAUCUAAAACUUUGACUCAUUCUUCUGUUCCCCAAUCGUCCCAUUCUCCUUUUGGGAAGGGACCUUCUGACUAAGUUUGGAGCCACAAUUUCUCUAAAUCAGGACAGGAUAGAGGUGUUCUGAGCCCAUGGCCCUGCCAUGCUAGCCCUAGUUGGUCCUGGGGAAGUUCCAGACUUGGGACCUCAUAUGACUCCUUGGCUAAUGCAGUACUAGAUAAUUGUAUAGCAUUAGACUGCCUCUUAGUGGAACAGGGAGGAGGAGAGUGUGCAGUUAUUAAUUCCUCUUGCUGUACCUGCAUAAAUACCCCAGGGGAAAUAGGAAGUUAACAUUAGGAAGGUCCAUGCCCAAGCCUCUUGGUUCCACACUUUUAAUCAGCAGCCAUACUUUUUUUUUUUUUUUUUUUUUUUUUUUUU